AUGAAAGGGGAACUUCAAUCUCUUCAUGAGAAGAUUGACCAGCUGCUUCUCGCAUCUAAAGUCUCCACCUCUGAGGCUUACUCCAAAGUUGUUAUUGAAUCAAUCCUUGAUCGUGUUACAAAGGAACAUUCUACCAAUGUCUCUACUUUGUCCAAGGCUGUUUCUGAUUCUACUGAUGCCUGCAAGGAAAUAACUGAAAAAGUCGAUAAACUAAUUGCGGACACAAUAGCAUUCAUGGAGGAUUACAAGAACACCUACAACGCCAACAUAGUGACCUAUGAACAAGGCUAUUUAGAAUGUUGGUACCCUGUUCCAAACGGAAAAGGUGAACUUUGUUGA
Messenger RNA from Lactuca saligna, 339 nucleotides. The record is from the annotation of a GenBank genome assembly. Lineage: Eukaryota; Viridiplantae; Streptophyta; Magnoliopsida; Asterales; Asteraceae.